Molecule: messenger RNA, 1149 nt
Organism: Chrysochloris asiatica (Cape golden mole)
Lineage: Eukaryota; Metazoa; Chordata; Mammalia; Afrosoricida; Chrysochloridae
Gene: CUNH8orf76
Product: chromosome unknown open reading frame, human C8orf76
Exons: 6
Coding region: 1-1149 (382 amino acids)
Molecular function (GO): protein binding
Source: RefSeq, a predicted model, not a curated record
AUGGAAUCCGAGUGCUGGCUGUUGGGCGGCGAGUUUGAGGAUUCGGUGUUCGUGGAGGGGCGCGAACGGCGGACCGCAGCGCCCGCGUUCUACUGCGUCAAGCGCUGCGAGCCGCAGUGGUUUGAUGAAGAAGCAGAGGGCAGUGAUGAUGUUGAAGCCCUAACUCUCCAGAAAUUCAAAGGGGACCUGGCCUACAGACGGCGCGAGUAUCAGAAAGCCCUGCAGGAGUAUACGAACCUCUCUGAGAAAUUGUCAUCUACCAGUUUUGCUAUGAAAAGGGAUGUCCAGGAAGGUCAGGCGCGGUGUCUCAUGCAACUGGGAAGAUACAUGGAAGCCCUGGAGAUUGCCGGAAACUUGGAAAAUAAAGCAACUAACCCAGACCACUUAACGACCGUGCUCUACCUCCAGUUGGCUAUUUGUUCCAGUUUGCAGAACUGGGAGAAGACAAUUUUCUGCCUGCAGAAGCUGAUUUCUCUGCAUCCCUUUAAUCCUUGGGUCUGGGGCAAACUGGCAGAGGCAUACUUGAAUCUGGGGCCACCAGCUCUCUCAGCAGCUUGCACACCAUCUCAGAAAUGGAACAGUUUCACCUCAAGUGACAAAAUGAUCAAAUCUUCUACUCCUCCCUCAGGAAAAGACUGUCUUUUGUAUUUCGCAAACACCUUGCCUGAGAGCUCAAGAUCGUCUGUGGAAUCAGUCGGCAGCAACAGGCAGCACAAUGAGGAAGCUCUUAAAAACAUUCAGAACUGUUUGUCAGAAGAGAGAGAGGCUGUGUGGACAGGAACACAGAUGAAAGCCUGUGCCUCUUUUAUCAGAACCAGGCUUCUGCUUGAGCUCACUCAGCCUCAGCAAACAUCAUUUGCUUUGGAGAGGAACUUACGGACUCAGCAGGAGAUUGAUGAUAAAAUGAAACGGUUCUGCUUCAAAGAAGAAACUUUAUUGUGGAUUUCUGAGGUUAUGGGGGAAGAUAUUGUUCCAGAAAAAAUAAGAGAUGAAGUUCAUACGGAGGUGAAGUGUGUAGGCGCUGCAGCCUUGACGGCCUUGGUGAUUGCAUCUUCGAAAGAAUUUGAAGACAAAUGGUUCCGAAAGAUCAAAGACCAUUUCUGUUCCGCCGAGAAUCAGUUCCAUGAAGAGAUAGAAAUCUUGGCCUAG